This is a messenger RNA of Dendrobium catenatum, 2109 nucleotides long. Its product is annotated as pentatricopeptide repeat-containing protein At4g16835, mitochondrial. Gene Ontology annotation, biological process: RNA modification. Lineage: Eukaryota; Viridiplantae; Streptophyta; Magnoliopsida; Asparagales; Orchidaceae. The transcript has 2 exons. Gene Ontology annotation, molecular function: protein binding; RNA binding; zinc ion binding. The coding region runs from base 76 to 1953 and encodes 625 amino acids. The record is from RefSeq and is a predicted model, not a curated record.
UGAUUAAUAGUUCUUGACUGGGUGGGAAGUUGCGGACAGCGGGCCGGAGUCCAUGCCACUCCGGCGAUAAGCUUUAUGCAUCUCGCCUCUGGUUUUUACACCAUAUACUUUUCCCACCGCAGCCCGACCUUCUCGUCGGCGGCGGCCUCCUUCGCCUCUGUUCUUUUCUGCAACCGCGAAAUCGCCUUCCACGCCCGAACCGGCGAUGUUGUCUCGGCCCAGAGAGUAUUCAACUCCAUUCCUUCUCCCACCAUCGUCUCCUGGAACUCCCUCCUCGCCGCCUUCUCCAAGUCCCCCGGCAAACUCAAAGAUGCCCUGAACCUCUUUGACAGAAUUCCUAAACCAGAUGUCAUAUCCUUCAACACCCUCCUCUCCUGCCAUCUCAUCAACUCCGACCUCCUCGGGGCGCGCCAUCUCUUCGACUCUAUGUUGGUAAAAGAUGCCAUCUCCUGGAACACCAUGGUCUCCGGCCUUGCUUGUCAUGGCCUCAUCAAUGAAGCACGAGAACUUUUUCUCUCUAUGCCAGAAAAGAAUUAUGUCUCUUGGAACGCCAUAGUCUCUGGUUUUAUCCAAGUCGGAGAUCUGCAUUCAGCGUGGGAGUACUUUUCUCAAGCGCCGGACAAGAAUGAUAUUGUCCUCCUGACGGCCAUGAUUGCUGGGUUCAUGUCUGCCGGAAUGAUCGAACGUGCAUGGGAGAUAUUUGAUACUAUGCAUGUGAGGAAUUCGGUGUCUUGGAAUGCGAUGAUUGCUGGGCUUGUUGAGAACGGACAGGCCGAGGAAGGGCUGAAGCUAUUCCGAAUAAUGAUUUCAGCUGAAGAGGUGCAGCCGAACCCGUCGACCCUGAGCAGUUCGCUUCUCGCUUGCAGCAAUUCGUCAGCCUUAGAGUCGGGCAGGCAGAUCCAUCAGUGGGUUUCAAAGUUUCCGAUGAGCAUCAAUCGAAGUGUCGGGACAUCCUUAUUGAGCAUGUAUUGUAAGUGCGGAGAUUUGGAGAGCGCUUGCAAGCUGUUCGAUGAAAUGCCUGUUAAGGAUGUUAUUUCGUGGAACGCGAUGAUUUCUGGGUAUGCCCAGCAUGGGCAUGGAGAUAGAGCGAUAAAUCUGUUUGGCAGGAUGAAAGAUGUAGGUUUGAAUCCUAACAGGGUCACAUUUGUCACGUUAUUGUCCGCAUGCAUUCAUGCAGGAUUCGUUGAUCUUGGGAUGAGGUACUUCGAGUCAAUGGAGGAGGAUUAUGGUGUGAAGCCUUGUGCUGAACACUACUCUUGCGUGGUUGAUCUCCUUUGUCGAGCUGGCUUGCUCAAGAAAGCAGUGGACUUCAUCCAUUCGGUGCCAUUCAAGCCACAACCAUCUACAUUUGGUACUUUAUUGAAUGCUUCUAGGAUCUACAAGAACAAAAUGUUUGCAGAGUUUGCUGCAAGAAAGCUGGUUGAAUUGGAGCCUCGAAACGCAGGAGCAUAUGUCCAGCUUGCCAAUGUGUAUGCUUCUCUGAACAGAUGGGAUGAAGUUGCAAGAGUGAGGAAAUGGAUGAAGGAGAAUCUGGCAGUGAAGACGCCAGGAUACAGUUGGAUUGAGGUUGGCGGAGCUGUCCAUGAGUUCAGAUCUGGAGAUAGACUUCAUCCCUAUUUGGAGUUGAUACAUAAGAAGUUAAAUGAAUUGUGGAAGCGAAUGAAGGAAGCUGGGUAUGUGCCUGAUCUUGAAUAUGCGUUGCAUAAUGUUGGGGAUGAGCAGAAGGAGAUGAUGCUAAUGAAGCAUGGUGAGAAGCUAGCUAUAGCUUUUGCGCUCAUCAGUACUUCACCAGGAACUCCUGUUAGAGUGUUCAAAAAUCUUAGAGUCUGUGGAGACUGUCACCAUGCCAUCAAGUACAUUUCCAUUAUUGAACGGAGGGAGAUUAUCUUGAGGGAUAAUGCAAGGUUCCAUCACUUCACAAAUGGUAAAUGCACGUGCGGGGAUUACUGGUGAGGAAACUUUGUUUUUUCAUGUAAUGAUCUGUGUAGUUGUGGAAAUUAGAGCGAUAUCAAGGCAUUAUUUUGUGUUUUUUCUUGUUGAAAGUUAGUUUACUGUUCACAAAUUCUGAAAAAAAAAGUUCCUGUUAGCAGCUUACUGGAUGUUAAUUCA